Merops nubicus (carmine bee-eater) is the source of this 1691-nucleotide messenger RNA. Its product is annotated as cytospin-A. The annotation marks the transcript as partial. Gene Ontology annotation, molecular function: protein binding. Gene Ontology annotation, biological process: actin cytoskeleton organization. The transcript has 11 exons. Gene Ontology annotation, cellular component: filamentous actin; microtubule organizing center. NCBI's taxonomy places the organism in Eukaryota, Metazoa, Chordata, Aves, Coraciiformes, Meropidae. The record is from RefSeq and is a predicted model, not a curated record.
ACACAGUUAAAAAACUUCAGGACCAGAAGCACGACAUGGAAAGAGAGAUAAAGAAUCUUCACAGGAGACUCCGGGAGGAGUCAGCAGAAUGGCGUCAGUUCCAAGCUGAUCUCCAGACUGCAGUGGUUAUAGCAAAUGAUAUAAAGUCUGAAGCCCAGGAAGAGAUAGGAGACCUGAAGCGCAGAUUACAUGAAGCUCAGGAGAAAAAUGAGAAGCUCACUAAAGAGCUGGAGGAAAUAAAGUCACGCAAGCAGGAAGAGGAGCGUGGUCGAGUGUACAAUUACAUGAAUGCUGUAGAGAGAGACUUGGCAGCUCUGAGACAAGGAAUGGGCCUGAGUCGCAGAUCAUCCACCUCCUCAGAGCCAACUCCUACUGUAAAAACACUCAUCAAGUCAUUUGACAGUGCCUCCCAAGUUCCAAGCCCUGCUGCUGCUACAAUUCCUCGCACUCCCCUCAGCCCAAGUCCCAUGAAAACUCCCCCAGCUGCUGCUGUGUCCCCUAUGCAGAGACAUUCUAUAAGUGGACCAAUCUCUGCUUCAAAACCCCUUGCUACACUGGCAGACAAAAGACCAAGCUAUGCUGAAAUCCCUGUUCAAGAACAUUUGUUGAGAACAUCUUCUACCAGCAGGCCAGCAUCUUUGCCAAGAGUACCCGCUAUGGAAAGUGCCAAAUCUAUUUCUGUCUCUCGAAGAAGUAGUGAAGAAAUCAAGAGGGAUAUCAGUGCACCUGAUGGAGCAUCUCCAGCAUCUCUCAUGGCAAUGGGUACCACCUCACCACAGCUCUCACUCUCAUCUUCUCCUACAGCAUCAGUCACCCCUACAACCAGAAGUCGAAUUAGGGAAGAGAGGAAAGAUCCUUUGUCUGCCCUCGCAAGAGAAUAUGGAGGAUCCAAGAGAAACGCCCUGCUGAAGUGGUGCCAGAAAAAAACAGAAGGCUAUCAGAAUAUUGACAUAACAAACUUCAGCAGUAGCUGGAAUGAUGGCUUGGCUUUCUGUGCAGUCCUCCAUACUUACCUCCCAGCCCAUAUUCCCUAUCAAGAACUAAACAGCCAGGACAAGAGAAGAAAUUUCACUUUGGCUUUUCAGGCAGCUGAAAGUGUUGGCAUCAAAUCUACUCUGGACAUCAAUGAAAUGGUGAGAACCGAGCGUCCAGACUGGCAGAAUGUCAUGCUGUAUGUUACAGCAAUUUACAAAUACUUUGAAACCUGAAACCCUAAUAAUGCAACAGAUCCAUGGGAUACAACCGACAUGAGCUACCAGAUGGAAAUCAUACUGAAAUGCUAAUCCCCAUUUCACUGAAAACUGGCAACAUUUGAGUCCCCUCAAACUACAGUGACAAUAUACUGGAUUGCCUCAGAUUGCUUCAGCUACUAAGCCUGGAAACAACUGUUUAAAAGCAAGAACUUGUUGCCACAGUGUUUGUAAUAACCCAAGUUAUUAAGCUAUUCAGACUAAUUAUGUAGCCUAAAGAGCCUGGACUAAUUCUGUGCUGUCUUCCCAGCCAGACUUCCUGAAGUUUUCUUUCCUAGGAGAGUGAGAUGAAUGGAUCCUCUAGCAUAUAGGAGACUGAAUGUACAGUUAAAGCUUUGAGAAGGAAAAGGAUAACAUGGAUAAAAGGAUCAUAUUAAUGAACUUCCUGUAGCAUCUUGAUACCACAGAGUCUGAAUAUUCUUCCCAUGGCAUAUGGCACCC